This is a messenger RNA of Stegodyphus dumicola, 1330 nucleotides long. RefSeq names its product tachykinin-like peptides receptor 86C. Gene Ontology annotation, biological process: G protein-coupled receptor signaling pathway. Lineage: Eukaryota; Metazoa; Arthropoda; Arachnida; Araneae; Eresidae. Gene Ontology annotation, cellular component: plasma membrane. The record is from RefSeq and is a predicted model, not a curated record. Gene Ontology annotation, molecular function: tachykinin receptor activity.
AUGCACCUUGGUUUAUUCCCAAAUAACACCAUUCACACAGAUCUCAAAAUCAAUACCAUUGCAGAAUAUAUACGCAAACUCUUUCCACCAACUUCUUUCAAUCAGUUCCAAUUCCAUCAUAAUCCAGAAAUAUCAAACCUUCGAUAUACUCCAAUCCCUGUUGAAAAACACAGGUUUGUGGCAGUGACACGCCCAUUACGUCCACGUAUGACCAAAACGCUUGCUUUUUCCAUCAUUUGUCUAGUAUGGUCACUGAGUGCUAUCCUUUCAGUGCCAUCUGUAUUGUACGCAACCACAAUUACGUACAAAUAUGUGAACCAAGGACAAAGGACGCUCUGCUUGUUAGUUUGGCCAGAUGGAGAACCUGGAAAAUCGUACGCCGACCAUGUGUACAAUAUCAUAUUCUUCAUCGUAACGUAUGUCAUUCCAAUGGUGUGCAUGGCCUUCACAUAUACAUGGGUAGGAUGUAUUUUGUGGGGAAGUAAAGUUAUUGGCGAGAAUUCAGACCGCCAGAAUGAAGUCGUAAAAGCAAAGCAAAGGGUCGUUCAUAUGCUGGUUGCGAUUAUGCUACUUUUUGCUGUUUGUUGGCUGCCCUAUCACAUAUACUUUCUGUAUACAUACUACCACAAGGAUAUACUACAAACGCAUUUUAUCCAGCACGUAUAUCUAGCUAUUUACUGGCUUGCAAUGUCGAAUUCUUGUUAUAAUCCUAUUGUGUACUACAUCAUGAAUGCUAGAUUUCGAGGCUACUUCCAAGGAGUCAUGUGUCUUCAUGGUCGAUCCUUGAAGCCGGUGGAAACAGCAAUUCAGACACCUAGGUCUGUACCUUUAAUGGCAAGGACAUCUGUUAUGACUUCUAACAGAACUCGCUCCUAUAAACUGAGCAUGCAAGGUUGUCGAAAACGGUCUCAGCCAAUAAACUCUGCUUUGUAAGAAAAAUAAUCGAGCUUGCAUUUGUAUUUAUUCAUUACACCCAAAGAAAGAAAUGACUUGUCAAGAAGAAUUUCUCUUAAUAAAUGGAAUUUUAAUGUGAUUGAAAGUUUGUUGUGGACACGUAAACUCGUGUAAUAUUUUGCUUAUCUAUAUUUCUAUUAUGAUACUUCAAAAAUCUGUACUUCUUACUAUCUACACUUCCUCUUUGUAAACAAACCCCUUUAGAACAAGUAACUUGAACUAUCCUAUUCUACCUUCAAUCACUGGAAUGAAUUUUUUAAAAUUCUUAUAUGUAAUAUUUUAAUACAACUUUUUUCUAGAGUAUUGACAAAUGUAUAUGUUUAUUGCAUGAUAAUGAUUUAAAAAGUAUAUGUUUAUGUGGCAUAAUAAAAUGUAU